CAUCUUUUGAGCUCAAUGGGUACGAUUCUGCAAGAAUUUAGCAAGUUCAAGCGCAGUGAAGAAGCACAAUUUAAAGCAUUGGUGUGCAUCGGUCUCAAACUCUUUAAUUUUACGUCUAAAUUUUCAAGGGUUAUUCACGGGAUUGGUGAGUGUGACAUAAAUGAACGUAAAUCUUCACUGAAGACAAAUAAUAUCGCGGAACAGGAGAGUGAUUGCCCUUAUCUUCUUCUCGAUGUUCGAGACAAGGAUGACUUCAACCAAUGUCACAUCAUUAAAGCUGUUAACUAUCCAUAUACAUUGCUUUCGCGCUGCAUCAACUUUGAGAUCCGCGAGAUGUUGGCCUUUCGGAACAAGCCUGGACACAUAAUAAUUUGUUACGAUGAAGAUGAACGGCUUGCACCUUAUGUUGCUACAGUGCUAACGGAGCGGGGUUACGAAAACAUAUUUGUCCUUUCUGGAGGCUUGAAGGUGGGCUGGAAGCUCUUUCCCAAGGGUCUUAUUCUGGGAGAUGCACCAGUAGCUCUAAGAAGUAAGCUAGGCAAGCGGCCACGAUACGAGAAGAAUAUCCUACGCCUCUCGUCAGCUUCGAUAUCCAACUCAGCACCAUCGAUCAGUAGCGUCGUAGACGACGAUGGAGCUUCCAGUGCUCUCGGUUCUACCAUUGGUCGCCGUAGCACCAUCUCGAGCGCCCGUCGAGCCGUUCGAUAUACUUUUGAUACCUACGAGGCGGUUGGAUCCAGAGGCACACCUAACGGAGGAGAGAAUUUCUCAAUGAUCGACCUGGCUCACCUUUCCCUAGCUCUCGAUGCCCUCUGUGCUAACUCUCGAGUAAACAAAACCUCAGGAACUAACACAGCUAACUCUGUACGUUCUCGAGCGUCCAGCGCCUCCACACUGAAGGGAUUCAAAUGA
Hydatigera taeniaeformis is the source of this 912-nucleotide messenger RNA. The record is from the annotation of a GenBank genome assembly. Lineage: Eukaryota; Metazoa; Platyhelminthes; Cestoda; Cyclophyllidea; Taeniidae.